AUUACGUCACUGUGUAAAAUGUGAUGCCAUGUGGUUUCUGAUAACGAUUUAAUAAAAUGUUUCGUGUUGAAAGUUUAUUACAUUACUGAGACAGUUGGAAAUGAGUUCUCGGAAAGGUGCCGCGUCUCGAACCCGAGGCCAAAAAUAUCAAAACACGACCGCGUUUAAGAAUGAUAAAUACGGCGCGAGUCCUCAGGUGAAGAAAGCCAACGCGAAGAUGCACGACGGUGUGUGUCAGCGCUGUAAGGACAUCCUGGAGUGGAAAGUCAAAUACAGCAAAUACAAGCCUCUCACACAACCUCGCAAAUGUGUGAAGUGCCUGCAGAAGACAGUGAAGGAUGCGUAUUACAUCAUGUGUCGGCCCUGUGCUCUCCAGCUGCAGCUGUGCGCGAAGUGUGGGAAGAGCGAAGAGGUGGUCAUUCCGCUGGACAAAAAGGAAGAAGAGGAAGUGGAGGAAGAAGAAACAAAAGCUAACAGGAGGAGAAAAAAGGGAAACGUCCAUCAAACAGACGAGGAGGAUGAACUGGAUGAUUUCGGUGAAAUGGACAGCGAUUGUGAUUCUGAGGAGAUGGAAAAAUAAGGAGAUGCUUCCAGUAAUUAUUCGGUUAAAACCAAAAUAUUUUUAAUUCCUAAAUUGGCAACGACUUCUCAACUGAAUCACAUGACGGACCUUACAGGAAAACGAUCGUCAUUUUCAUACACAUUUUCUUGUAUUUAGUUUUUGUCCUAUAUGUUUUGUAAAUUGUUACAGUAUUAAAAAUUAUGUUUUACUUA
Messenger RNA from Neoarius graeffei (lesser salmon catfish), 774 nucleotides. RefSeq names its product chromosome 24 C9orf85 homolog (gene c24h9orf85). NCBI's taxonomy places the organism in Eukaryota, Metazoa, Chordata, Actinopteri, Siluriformes, Ariidae. The record is from RefSeq and is a predicted model, not a curated record. The transcript has 4 exons. The coding region runs from base 101 to 580 and encodes 159 amino acids.